Molecule: messenger RNA, 1106 nt
Organism: Nicotiana tabacum (common tobacco)
Lineage: Eukaryota; Viridiplantae; Streptophyta; Magnoliopsida; Solanales; Solanaceae
Product: stem-specific protein TSJT1-like
Source: RefSeq, a predicted model, not a curated record
UCAUCAUUUUGCAGAAUCACUUGUCAUCUCACAAAACAAAUCAGUGAAACUUUUCAUCCAAAAAUGCUAGCAGUUUUUGACAAAUCAGUGGCUAAAAGCCCAGAAGGGCUUCAGAGUCCCAACAAUGAGACAGCAGUUUCUGCUCUGAAAGAUGGUUUCUUGGCACAGCGCUUUGCCUCCAACCAUUCAGGCUCUGUCACCAUCAACUUGGGCUCUUCUGGUUUCUUGGCUUACUCCUCUGAUCGCCAAAACCCUCUUCUUCCCAGGUUGUUCGCUGUUGUGGAUGACAUAUUCUGCUUGUUUCAAGGCCACAUUGAGAAUGUAGCUCAUCUUAAGCAACAAUAUGGGUUAAACAAGACAGCAAACGAAGUGAUCAUUGUUAUUGAGGCUUACAGGACUUUGAGGGAUAGAGGUCCUUAUCCUCCAGAUCAAGUUGUGAGAGAUAUUCAUGGAAAGUUUGCUUUCGUUCUUUACGAUAGCUCUUCAAAGAUUUCCUUCUUAGCUUCUGAUGUUGAUGGGAAUGUGCCCUUCUUCUGGGGUACUGAUUCUGAAGGCCACCUAGUCCUCUCCGAUGAUGCUGACAUUGUGAAGCAAGGCUGUGGAAAAUCCUUUGCACCAUUUCCCAAAGGAUGCUUCUUCACAUCUUCUGGUGGCUUGAGGAGUUAUGAGCACCCGCGUAAUGAGUUGAAACCAGUACCAAGGGUGGACAGCUCAGGCGAGGUGUGCGGUGCAAACUUUAAGGUGGAUGCUGAGUCUAAGAAAGGGGGUACAGGCAUGCCCAGAGUGGACAGUGCCGCUAACUGGUCCCAACACUACUGAGCUGACUGCAGUUUUCAUCACCACGAAGGCUUCGUUAUUAUUUGGCCUUCUAUCUUGUGCUUUCCCAACUCUUUCUAUUAUUCUCAACUUCAAUUGCUAUGAGCUUUAUGGUUGUAGAGAAAUGUUAAAAGGUGAGGAAAGAUAUUUCAUAUUGCUACCGAGGAACGUGAUUUGCUAUGUCGUAUACUGGAAUUAGGCCAUGUUCUUGGCUGGAAGACGUCUACUUUAAAUAACUUCUGUCUUGAUACAGGGGCUUUGCUUAUAUCUUAGUAUGUGCAUUUGGUGCU